AUGGCCCACCAAGCACACGCAUACCACAUGGUAGACCCAAGCCCCUGACCACUAACCGGAGCAGUUGGAGCCCUACUCCUGACGUCCGGCACCGCAAUCUGAUUCCACUUCCACUCAAUUACCCUAAUAACUCUAGGAACCGUUCUAACACUUCUCACCAUGUACCAGUGAUGGCGAGAUAUUGUACGAGAAGGGACAUUCCAAGGUCACCACACCCCUCCUGUACAAAAAGGACUGCGCUAUGGUAUGAUCUUAUUCAUUACAUCCGAAGUAUUCUUCUUUGCCGGAUUCUUCUGAGCAUUUUAUCACUCGAGCUUGGCACCCACCCCUGAACUAGGGGGAUGCUGACCCCCCACAGGCAUUACCGCCCUUGAUCCAUUCGAGGUCCCUCUUUUAAACACAGCAGUACUCCUAGCCUCCGGAGUAACCGUCACCUGAGCCCACCACAGCCUAAUAGAAGGAGAACGGAAACAGGCAAUUCAGUCCCUUGCUUUGACCAUCUUACUUGGGUUCUACUUUACCUUCCUACAGGCCCUGGAAUACUAUGAAGCCCCCUUUACUAUUGCAGAUGGUGUUUAUGGCUCAACUUUCUUUGUAGCCACAGGAUUCCACGGCCUACAUGUUAUCAUCGGCUCUUCAUUCCUGGCAGUCUGUUUUGUACGCCAAGUACUUUACCAUUUUACCUCGGCCCACCACUUUGGGUUUGAGGCAGCCGCCUGAUACUGACACUUCGUUGACGUAGUAUGAUUAUUCCUAUACGUCUCUAUCUACUGAUGAGGAUCAUA
Messenger RNA from Clupea harengus (Atlantic herring), 785 nucleotides. Lineage: Eukaryota; Metazoa; Chordata; Actinopteri; Clupeiformes; Clupeidae. The record is from the annotation of a RefSeq genome assembly.